Pseudomyrmex gracilis is the source of this 2566-nucleotide messenger RNA. RefSeq names its product serine/threonine-protein phosphatase 2B catalytic subunit 2-like. Lineage: Eukaryota; Metazoa; Arthropoda; Insecta; Hymenoptera; Formicidae. Gene Ontology annotation, cellular component: cytoplasm; calcineurin complex. The transcript is spliced from 13 exons. Gene Ontology annotation, molecular function: calmodulin-dependent protein phosphatase activity; calmodulin binding. Gene Ontology annotation, biological process: calcineurin-mediated signaling. The annotation marks the transcript as partial. The record is from RefSeq and is a predicted model, not a curated record.
UAGAGUACGUGAGCUUUUCCGUCUCUUUAAUUUGUAUCGUCGCACUUUUUGUGUUUCAGUAUGCGGCGACAUUCACGGACAGUUCUACGACCUGAUGAAGUUGUUCGAAGUGGGCGGUCCACCCUCCUCGACCAAGUAUCUCUUCCUCGGCGAUUACGUUGACAGAGGUUAUUUCAGUAUCGAGUGCGUAUUGUACCUGUGGGCGCUAAAAUUGUGCCAUCCGACCACGCUUUUUCUCCUCAGAGGUAACCAUGAGUGCCGUCAUCUCACGGAAUACUUCACAUUUAAACAGGAAUGUAAAAUAAAAUACUCAGAGAGGGUAUACGACGCGUGUAUGGACGCGUUCGACUGUUUGCCGCUCGCAGCCCUCAUGAAUCAACAGUUUCUGUGCGUGCACGGCGGCCUGUCGCCGGAAAUUCACAAUUUAGAAGAUAUUCGUAAAUUGGAUAGGUUCAAAGAGCCGCCGGCGUUCGGACCGAUGUGCGAUCUUCUUUGGUCGGAUCCUCUCGAAGACUUUGGCAACGAAAAAAAUGCGGAGCAUUUCUCCCACAAUAGCGUCAGAGGUUGUUCGUACUUUUACAGUUACGCGGCGUGUUGCGAUUUUCUGCAGAACAACAAUUUGCUCAGCAUCAUAAGGGCGCACGAAGCUCAGGACGCCGGAUAUCGUAUGUACCGAAAGUCUCAGACGACGGGCUUCCCAUCGCUUAUUACCAUCUUUAGCGCACCCAACUAUCUCGAUGUGUACAACAACAAGGCGGCAGUUUUAAAGUACGAAAACAACGUGAUGAACAUCAGACAGUUUAAUUGCUCGCCACAUCCUUACUGGUUGCCCAAUUUUAUGGACGUUUUUACAUGGUCCCUGCCAUUUGUCGGUGAGAAAGUCACGGAAAUGUUGGUGAACGUACUGAACAUUUGCUCGGACGACGAGUUGAUGAGUGACGGCGAUGACGCGCUCGAGGAAGAUGUCGCAGCCAAAGUCGUUGUUCAAAAAAAGAAUGGUGCAGCAGCUAAUCUACGUAAGGAAGUCAUCAGAAACAAGAUCAGAGCCAUCGGCAAAAUGGCGCGUGUGUUCUCCGUCCUGAGAGAGGAGAGCGAGAGCGUGCUGCAGUUGAAAGGCUUGACGCCGACUGGAGCUUUACCGCUUGGUGCAUUAUCUGGUGGAAAGACCUCACUGAAAAACGCUCUCCAAGGCUUCUCACCGAAUCACAAAAUUACCUCAUUCGCCGAGGCCAAGGGUUUGGACGCCAUAAACGAAAGAAUGCCACCGAGGAAGGACGCUCCGCCUACACCGGUGAACGAGGAGAAGCCCGUGACAAAGCCGUCGCCUUCUGCGGGAGACAAGCGGGACCAUAACAUGCCGCAACCGCAAUCGUGAGCCGCACACUCGUCCGAUCAAGAUGGCAUGGACGGGUCUUAAAAUCCCGCCACUACCACCGAACAUUUGCAAAAAUUCGUCUUUUCUCCCCCCCCUUCCCCUACUCCCCGGCUGUUACAAAUACGCUGUUCACCGAAGAGUCAGAAGAGGAGUUACCGCCAUUACAAAAGGAUGAUCAAAAUGAACGGACGGACGCGAAAUGGAAAGCAAUUUCUCAUUGAUGCAAUUUUCAACGGUCAUCAUCGUCCGCUUGUGCACAGCUCAAGAAAUUAGUAACCAGCCGAAAUUAAAUGUGACCGCACGAUCAUCGAUGAAACGUCCGGGAGGGCGUGUCCAUCGGGACUCCUUCUUCGAAGAUCUGCCUCCGGUUUUUGUUUGUUGCGAACAGAGCGCGACCAUGUGUUAGCCUCUCUUCUGCGAUAAACCGCGCGCGUGACGUUCUCCGAUCUCUCUUCUAAAAAAACACAUACACACACACACACACACACAUUCGUGAAAUAUAUAAAACACAUAUAAUCUCUCUCUUUCUCUUCUCCUCUUACUGAUUCUGUCUCUCAUAAUUUCUUGUUCCUCUUGCCUCCUUUCUUGGGCAUCAUUUUUCUCGUCUUUUUUUCUCGACGCGGGAGAAAACGACAGAAAGAGAAAAAAAAGAGAAAGAGAGAAAAAGAGAGAAAGAGAGAGGGACGAAAUGAGAACGAUACGUGCGUGGUUGCGAGUCGUUUGUCUAACGAGAGGAAUCGCAUAGUGACAGUGUGAAAGGAAGAAUGAAAGAAAGAGAGAAAGAGAAAGAGAGAGAGAGAGAGAGAAAGAGAGAGAGAGAGAAAGAGAGAAAGAGAGAGAGAGAAAGAGAGAAAGAGAGAACGGACGAACGGUCUCCGCCAAAGAAACAAAAAGGCAGCUGGCCUGUCGUCAACGGCGGAGCUUCCGGUUUUAGGAUUUUACUAGGUUCUUAAGAUAUGUCCGCCCUAGAUGACGCGUAUAAGGGCAUCUCCCGGCACCACGGGGUGGAAAUUAAUUAUACAUGUGUGCGUGUAUACGUUAAAUAAAUUCUCUGAUUUUUUUUAUAUAUAACUUGCGCGCGCGACUUAGCCCUUAAGCUUAGCUUGACUUAAAUUCCUUUCCCUCUCUCUUAAGUCGUGAGUUAUAUACAUGUAACGCCGGAGACUUUAUUUGACAUAUAUACAUAAAACG